AUGAUAACUGUUUAAAUAAGAACCCCAAAAGUGAAAUUAUCCAAACAUAGAAUUUAAAAUAGUUAGCCCACAAUAUUAAACUAUUCAAAUUUAAAUAGUUUUCAUGAAUUUUUUAAUAACAGCUCACAUAGUAAUGAGAAGAGAUAGAGCAUAUUUAAUACUAGAUGCAAAACUGAAAAUGCUUAAAUCGAAGUGUCGAUAAAGCCUAACAAACAAAAAUAAUCUAGUUAAUCGACAACUAUUAGUUUGGCAAGCAGUGCUAGUCCGAAUUAAGGCAUGAAAAAUGUAAAAGGGAAUUCUAACAGCAGCUUUAAAAUAUUACAGCAAUCCAACCAUCUUAAUCCAUUCCAAGAGAACGGAACAAAUUAAAAACUAUAAUAGCAAUUGCAAAAAGUUGUUGAGAGAACUAAAAAGAUGAUGAGCAACUAUCAAGCUGCUACUAAAAAAUGGGAAUUAAAGGAAUAAGAAUACAAAGAAGAAAUAUCCACCUUAAAAAAAACCAUUGAAAAAUAAAAUGCUCAACUUUAAAAACAUAAUUUAAAUCCAAUUUAUUUCUGA
Molecule: messenger RNA, 558 nt
Organism: Paramecium tetraurelia
Lineage: Eukaryota; Ciliophora; Oligohymenophorea; Peniculida; Parameciidae
Exons: 1
Source: RefSeq, a predicted model, not a curated record